AUGGACCAAAAAGAGGUUCUGAGCAGAUUCCUGGAAGCGGUGCGAAGCAAAGAGGCCAACUCUAGCGAGGUCUUUGCUAAUGAGUUCACAAGACUAAAAAGGCAGUCGACCAAAUACAAAACUGAAAAACCCUCAGAAGAAGCAGAGAAACAGGAAAAUGGCAAUAAAAACAGAUACAAAGAUAUAGUGCCAUUUGAUCACAGCAGGGUGAAGCUGUCGUUGAUAACAUCGGACACAGAUUCUGACUUCAUCAAUGCAAGUUUUAUCAAGGGAGCAUACGGGCAAAAGGCAUACAUUGCCACUCAGGGGCCCCUGCCGAACACUGUCUUAGAUUUCUGGAGGAUGAUCUGGGAAUACAAUGUGCAAGUUAUUGUAAUGGCCUGCAGGGAGUUUGAAAUGGGAAGGAAAAAAUGUGAGCGUUACUGGGCAGCCCCGGAAGAGGAGACGUUUAAGUGUGGCGUUUUCUCCAUUUCAUGCGAAUCUGAGGAAAAUAAAGGCGAUUAUGUUGUUAGGAUAUUUAAAGCAACCUUAUUUAAUGAAUGUCGUGCAAUUUAUCAACUCCACUAUGUUAACUGGCCAGACCAUGGAGUCCCCACCUCCAUAGACCCAAUGCUGGAGAUGAUCUGGGAAAUGCGUUCCUAUCAGGAACACGAUGACGUCCCACUCUGUAUCCACUGCAGUGCUGGCUGUGGCAGGACCGGAGUGAUAUGUGCCAUUGACUACACCUGGAAGCUGCUAAACAACGGGAUUAUCCCCGAGAACUUCAGUGUCUUCGAUUUGGUUCAGGAAAUGAGAACACAAAGGCCGUCCCUUGUCCAAACCAAGGAGCAGUACGAACUUGUUUACACUUCAGUAAAGCACUUGUUCCAGAACCAUUUAGAGAACAUGGGCAGAGAUUGCAAAUUGCACGUGACUGAGAGUCUAUCUACACCUUUGGAUAUCUCAUCUGAAAGUGAGACAACAGCAAGCCAAGAAUCUAAUAUUGUGGAAUCAGUGCAAGUUUACAGAUAUUCAGAUGAGGAAAGGCCAGAGAAAACUCUUAAUCAUUGUUUUGAUCUUGCACAAGAAAUUGCACCAUUGACUUCCUCUGCAUACCAGGCCAACACUCAGCCACAGAGCACCCGACACAUCUUCAGCCCCGUGAGGCACACAGACUCUUACGACCCUGAUGCAGAUAUAAGGUGCAGCAGCGCAGGCUUGUCUGAAAUUAGAAGAAGGCAGCACCUUUCUAUGUUUAUCCACAACAAUAGCUGGGGGAUAGAUCAGGAGAAUGUCCUCAGCUUAGACUCAGACAGGACAGAGGACAGUUACCUGUCUUCAGGAUUAACAAACCCUAGAGAUGGGCCUGGUGGUAAGAUACCAGUAUGCAGGGUGAAAUCAAAUCCUUUUACUCAGGGCUAUCCAGGGGAGGAAUGUGGCCAGGGAAUGAUGGGAGCCUUGUGGGACCUUCGCCAGGAACACACAUCACGUUCCUUGAAUAACCUGGACCAGUACAGAGGGGUGCUGGACGGGCUGGAGGAUCUCAGCUUCACUCGCCCUUACUGGGAACUAGCUCCAGCAAACAAAGAGCACUGGAGUGAACCUGCGGAUCCCUCUCCCUUUCAUCCUGCUUCUCAAGACCAUGCUGGCUUCUGUUAUACUGUGGAGGAUCCUUACUUCUCUGCAGAUAUUAUUGAUUCCCUUGAUGGAUCUCAGGAUGUCCUCGGGGGGUCUAGUGGAAACGCUAGUGAAUGGGGGGAGGGAGCCCUUGACCACUGGACCAAGAUCCCUAGUUACAACACCUCUUCAUCUCGAGGUCUUCUUAAAUGGACUUCUUAUACACAAACAAGACAUGAAUACCCUGACUCAGAUUCCUUUUUAGCCGCUUCAGAUAACCACGCUGGUGAAGAAACUCCACCACCCCUGCCAGAGCGAACUCCAGAGUCCUUUGUGUUGCCCAGCCAGUGUGAGCCUGCCUCUGCUGCCCAGCUUCCUGUUCCUAUACGCACAGAGGAGUUUAUUGAGGUUCCCAGGGACAAUGAGUCUCCGCCUCCAUCCACUCCCCCUCUACCUGAAAGAACACCAGAGUCAUUUGUGCUGGCCAGUUCUCUGAGCCCAGCCCUCCAGCCCCAGCCUUCCACAGACACGUUAAGAGUGGGAAUGUCUUCGGAAUGGUGCGGGAAUCCUCAACCAAAGACCUUUUUAGAACCAGAGAAAUCAAUGAGCAGAAGCAAGAGUUUAAAAUUUAGAACUUCAAACCUGGAGUCUCCGCCUCCAUCCACUCCCCCUCUACCUGAAAGAACACCAGAGUCAUUUGUGCUGGCCAGUUCUCUGAGCCCAGCCCUCCAGCCCCAGCCUUCCACAGACACGUUAAGAGUGGGAAUGUCUUCGGAAUGGUGCGGGAAUCCUCAACCAAAGACCUUUUUAGAACCAGAGAAAUCAAUGAGCAGAAGCAAGAGUUUAAAAUUUAGAACUUCAAACCUGGAGUCUCCGCCUCCAUCCACUCCCCCUCUACCUGAAAGAACACCAGAGUCAUUUGUGCUGGCCAGUUCUCUGAGCCCAGCCCUCCAGCCCCAGCCUUCCACAGACACAUUAAGAGUGGGAAUGUCUUCGGAAUGGUGCGGGAAUCCUCAACCAAAGACCUUUUUAGAACCAGAGAAAUCAAUGAGCAGAAGCAAGUGCCCCUUUCUGUUGCCCCUGUACCUACCCCUCUCAGCACAGCAUCUGAAUGGGUUCUCAGAGGGAAUGGUGAACAACUACCUGGAGCUAACAGACCCCCCAACUCAGCCAUGGUGCCAGUCCAGCCAGAUGAGAAAUCUGGUUCAAAACUGUCACUGUCUGGCUUCGCAAGGUCUAAGGUGCCCUGGAUUCGAAGGUCUUGCUCUGUCUCUAUUCUAUGAACAUGCUGCUGUUACUACACGUUUGGCUGCAUGUCUGUGUUGCAGUUACAGUGCCCCGGUCUCCAGUGAUGUCACCUCCCGGCAGUGAUGUCACUCUCGACUGCUCUUUCUCCUAUAAAGCGGGGGCUGAUCUCACCAGAGUGGUGGUUACCUGGCAACGCCCUCCUGACGAUCAUGUCGUCCACAGUUUCUAUUACGGUCGAGACCAGCUGGCUCUGCAGAAUGAAGCCUACAGGAAUCGGACCCAGCUGUUCCCAGAGCAGCUCAGUGUGGGGAACGCCUCCUCAGACUGAAACAGGUGCGGUUUGAGGAUGAGGGCUGGUACACCUGCGCUGUCACCAACCAAGUGGAGAACACCAGGGGAGACGUGCGGCUCAUAGUGGCAGGUAAGAGGUGUUCUGAAGACAUAAUUUAGGGUGUAACUUCACAUAUUGACAUCUUUAAGGUGACUGUAG
Acipenser ruthenus (sterlet) is the source of this 3334-nucleotide messenger RNA. Its product is annotated as tyrosine-protein phosphatase non-receptor type 22-like. Gene Ontology annotation, biological process: peptidyl-tyrosine dephosphorylation. Gene Ontology annotation, cellular component: cytoplasm; nucleus. Gene Ontology annotation, molecular function: non-membrane spanning protein tyrosine phosphatase activity. The record is from RefSeq and is a predicted model, not a curated record. The transcript is spliced from 28 exons. The coding region runs from base 1 to 2967 and encodes 988 amino acids. Lineage: Eukaryota; Metazoa; Chordata; Actinopteri; Acipenseriformes; Acipenseridae.